AUGGAUACAAGUGGCGGUAAAACGGCGGCGGGUGGUCACCACGGCGGCGAUCAGAUCCCGCCGGGGAAGGCGAUGACCAUCGGCCAGCACAUGCUAGACAAAGGUGCACAGAUGAUGCAAUCUCUGAAGCCCAUAAAGCAAAUGAAUCAGCAUCUCUGUACUUUCGCUCUCUACAGCCACGACAUGACUCGCCAGAUCCAGACUCACCACUUCGUGACUCGGCUCAACCAGGACUUUCUCCAGUGCGCCGUUUACGAUUCCGACGAUUCCACCGGCCGUCUCAUUGGAGUGGAGUACAUUGUAUCUGAUAAGAUCUUCGAGAGUUUAUCUCCAGAAGAACAGAAACUAUGGCAUUCCCAUGCCUACGAGAUUAAAUCAGGGAUUAUGGUGAACCCUAGGGUACCAGAAAUUGUUCUGAAACCCGAGCUUGAAAAUCUGGCGAAGACCUACGGCAAAUUCUGGUGCACGUGGCAAACGGACAGAGGUGAUAACCUUCCGAUGGGUGCGCCGGCGCUGAUGAUGUCGCCGCAGGCGGUGGAUAUCGGGGUGGUGCCGGAGCUGGUGGCGGAAAGGAACGAGAAGUACAGUAUAUCGAGCGAGGGUUUGAAGAAGUCGAGGAUUGAAAUAGCGGAGCCGGAGUGGAUUAAUCCUCAGGCGGAUUACUGGAAGCAGCACGGCAAGGGUUUCUUCGUCGGCGUUGAGUCCACCGAGAUGAAGAAAAUUGUUCCCUUCCCCUGAAUUUUGUAUUGUAUAUAUUUUGAUUUUGAAUU
Molecule: messenger RNA, 770 nt
Organism: Erythranthe guttata (spotted monkey flower)
Lineage: Eukaryota; Viridiplantae; Streptophyta; Magnoliopsida; Lamiales; Phrymaceae
Product: oil body-associated protein 2C
Source: RefSeq, a predicted model, not a curated record